Molecule: messenger RNA, 1971 nt
Organism: Mugil cephalus (flathead mullet)
Lineage: Eukaryota; Metazoa; Chordata; Actinopteri; Mugiliformes; Mugilidae
Exons: 7
Coding region: 168-695 (175 amino acids)
Source: RefSeq, a predicted model, not a curated record
GAAAUAGCCAGCCGCGGUGCAUCGUGGGAUACAAAAUGUCUCCCCAGAUUGCAAACUGGUGCUAAUUUACCAGACAUAACAGGGAAUAAAUAUACGAUUUAUUCACCUUUUCCUGCUGCUGUGGUGGCAGCAUAAAUCUUCUGAAGUUAACGUAUUAUCCCGUCGCCAUGUCAACGAAAGAUGAGUGCAAGGUGUCCAGUUCCACGUCAAGCACAAAAGAGAGGAAGAGAUCGAGGAGCGGAGGGCGGGAAAAAAGGAAGCGGAAACGCAGCCGUAGCAGAUCUUCCUCGUCGUCCUCUUCAAGCUCAUCUUCGUCGUCUUCAUCCUCAUCGUCCUCCUCUUCGUCUUCAUCUUCAGGCUCAUCGUACUCAUCCAGCAGCAGCCGGAGUAGCUCCAGCAGUAGCGACUCUCGCAGUAAAUCAAGAAAACACUCUAAGAAAAGGAAAAAAGAGAAACACAAAAAAAAAGGGAAGAAAGAGAAGCGACAUAAACACAAGAAAGACAAGAAAUCAAAAGGAGGAGAAGAUAACUCGGGACCUGUACAAAUAUCCAAGUACUUGAAGGACAGGAAAAAAGGCAAGUACAGCAUGAUUUCAGGGAAGAAGAUAAAGAUGAAAGUCAAGAAGUCAAAGAAAGACAAACAGCGGGAUAAAAAUCGAGCGGAGCUUCUCGACUUCCUCAACUCGACCCUGUGAUGCACCAGUCCUGUUGGUUCGGGAACAGACGCAUCAGCAGAACUCAGGAAACAACAAGUCGACCUUUCCAGGUGAACACAACCGGAGAGUUUUCUGAGGAUGUGAUGGUGAAUAUACGAUGCGUCGCCACAUAGGGGCAGCACCAAGCUGGACGGAGCGAAGCAGCGAGACUAGUUGCUACAUUUUCACCACGAUGCCGCGCGGGCGGCCUGCUCCUCAGCACAGUCUGGUAGCUCUUGUAAGAUAAUAAUUGUUAAUGAUGAGCAGUGUCGUUCAGAUUUUUUAACCGUGGACAACUAGAUCGCACAUAAAUGGAAAACCGGUCAGCAAACAUGCCACCCCGCCAAGCUUAACGAAUCAAUUUAAAAUUGCAAACCGUUAAAAACAUUGAGAGGAGUUGUAUCAAGAUAGAAGCAGAAGAACAAGAGAUUGUCGUAUAUGUCUUGUCUUCCUUGUUUGAACUGGGCACCAACACCUGUAGCUUUGAGCCUCACGUUGAAAGUGUUUGGUAAAUCCACACCAAUAGAUUUUUAUUUUCCAUUUUCAAACUCGUAGACUUCAGCCAAGCAACACUGACCGGUGGUGGCACCUUUUAGUAUAUUAAUCGGACUCCGCAUACAGAAGUCCCUUCGUUUCUGUUCACAUGUGCUGUAGCGUUCUCUACAUCUGUAAACAGCUUUUAGACUUGAAAUCAGCUCUUUAAAUCUAUAGUUUUACAUGCUCUCAGUGGCUUUGUUCACUUCAACAAUAUUUCCAACUUAGCUGCUUGGACACCGAAUAAAAUGACAUUCAUUUAAGAUACAUGUGUUCACGUGCCUCUAAUUAAUCAGAAUUGAGCUUGAAACGCAGCUGUUUCUGUCCCUCGAUUACACCACGUAGGGGUGGACUCAUUCAUGUCGACAUUACUUCAUAUACGAAUGUCCAUACGUUACUUAUUUUCUUUUUUUUUUUGUAGAUAACUAAGUGUAAUGUUCCCACAGUGAAUCCUGGUUGUGAGAACUCGUGUUUUCGGUGCGAAGACUGAGAAUUGACUCUGCUUUAUUUGAGGAGGACCGUAUGAUUUAAAACAUGUACUCGCGCAGGUAAUAUUUUGAUAUCAUUUUAAAUAAACCGUAAUGUAAAAAAAUACAGCGAUUGUUAGUCAUUUGAAACCGGUGGAAAUCUUUAUAUGAUGAAGGAGCAAACCUGUUGUGUACUGUCGAGUGUUUGUGUGUGUGACAGGUGGAAAAGAAAAAGCAAUUAAACUGCUGGAAAGAGUUUAGUUUGAAAGGUUUUA